Ilex paraguariensis (yerba mate) is the source of this 1881-nucleotide messenger RNA. The record is from the annotation of a GenBank genome assembly. NCBI's taxonomy places the organism in Eukaryota, Viridiplantae, Streptophyta, Magnoliopsida, Aquifoliales, Aquifoliaceae.
AUGCCCUCAACUACCAUUUUCACAACCCCACCACUAGUCACCACCAGCACCACCCCCACCCAAUGUAACUAUUCUCUACCCCCUGACAGGCUUGCAUUAUUGAUAGACAAAUCCAAAACUAUCAGACAAAUCCUUCAAAUCCACGCAUCUCUCAUCCGCCAUGGCCUGGAAACCCACCCGGUCUUGAACUUCAAGCUCCAGCGAUCCUAUUCUACCCUUGGCCGCCUUGACUACUCCGUGGCCCUUUUUAACCUCACCCACAACCCCAAUGUCUUCUUCUACACCUCCAUUAUCCACGGGCAUGCCGUCAACAAUCUCCACGAACAAGCUUUUGAGUUCUAUGUCCAAAUGUUGACCCACGAUGUCGAACCCAAUGCAUUCACAUUCUCGUCCAUCCUCAAAGCCUGCCCACUUGAAUCUGGAAAAAUUCUCCAUUGCCAAGUCCUCAAACUCAGAUUUGAUUCUGAUACGUAUGUGAGAACAGCUCUUGUUGAUGUCUAUGCUAGAGGUGGUGAUGUUGCCUCUGCACGUAAAUUGUUUGAUACUAUGCCUGAAAAGAGUUUGGUUUCUUUGACAGCAAUGAUCACGGGUUAUGCGAAACAUGGGGAUGUCGAUGAGGCACGGGUUUUAUUUGAUGCAAUGGAGGACAGGGAUGUUGUGAGUUGGAAUGUCAUGAUAGAUGGGUAUACUCAGCAUGGAAGGCCAAAUGAUGCUUUUGUUCUUUUCAGGAAAAUGUUGAAGGCUAACCUGAAGCCUAAUGAAAUAACUCUACUAGCAGUUCUCUCUGCUUGUGGGCAACUUGGAGCACUGGAGUCAGGCAGGUGGGUUCAUUCGUACUUAAAGAAUAAUGGGAUUGAGAUCAAUGUUCAUGUGGGUACUGCAUUGGUUGAUAUGUAUAGCAAAUGCGGUAGUUUGGAGGAUGCACGCUUGGUUUUUGAUAAGAUUAAGAAUAAGGAUAUUGUUGCUUGGAAUUCGAUGAUUGUGGGGUAUGCAAUGAAUGGAUUUAGCCAAGAAGCUUUGCAAUUGUUCAGUGACAUGGGUGGGAUGUUGCUCCACCCCACUGAUAUAACCUUUAUUGGUAUUUUAAAUGCUUGUGCGCAUGCAGGGUUGGUGUCUGAGGGUUGGGCCUUUUUCUGUUCAAUGAAAGAUGAAUUUGGUAUUGAACCAAAGAUUGAGCAUUACGGAUGUAUGGUGAAUCUUCUAGGCCGAGCUGGGCAUUUGAAAGAGGCAUACCAACUUGUCAAGGACAUGAAGAUUGCCCCUGAUCCUGUUUUGUGGGGAACAUUACUUGGUGCCUGUAGGCUUUAUGGAAAUAUUGGUUUGGCAGAGGAAGUUGUAAGGUUCCUUGUGGACCAUAAUCUAGCCAAUUCAGGAACUUACAUUCUUCUUUCUAACAUAUACGCUGCCACAGGCCAUUGGGAUGGGGUGGCAAGGAUGAGAACCCUGAUGAAAGAUAGUGGUGUGCAAAAGGAGCCGGGUUGUAGCUCAAUUGAAGUGAAUAAUAAGGUGCAUGAGUUCCUUGCUGGUAAUUUGAGACACCCAAAGAGCAAAGAAAUUUAUAUGAUGCUGGAGGAGAUAAAUGGGUGGCUCAAGGCUCAUGGUUACACACCAGAGACAGAUAUAGUAUUACAUGAUAUUGGAGAGAUUGAAAAGGAGCAGUCACUUGAAGUUCACAGUGAAAAGUUUGCUAUUGCUUUUGGGCUUAUUAGUACUCGACCAGGAACUACAAUCAAGAUUUUCAAGAACCUUCGGGUGUGCUCAGAUUGUCAUGUCGUAACCAAACUCAUCUCAAAAAUCACAGGACGUAGGAUUGUUGUGAGGGAUCGGAACCGGUUCCACCACUUUGUGGAUGGCUCAUGCUCUUGUGGUGAUUACUGGUGA